AGUUCUUUGUUCUAAAAAUGAUUCUCCUACUUUUGCUGCUGUCGGUGAUGUCAGUCAACUCGCUCGAAAGAUGUAUAGAUUAUGACUCCAGAGCCAACGAUAUAAAUUCCUGUUGCAAAAUAGGGCUUGGCUUACCGAUUGAUCCAUUUCUGGAAUGUUUGCAAACAGCCAACGACCUGGUACCGGAUAGAGAAAAGCAUAAUUUUCUGGCGUGUGCUUUCGACUGCUACGCGGAAAAAGUGGGAAUCAUCAAAAACAAUACUGUCGUAUUAGAAAAAAUAAUCGAGUACAUUGACGAGCUACUGGGGAGUCAGUUUGGAGUAGACUUGAGGAAGACCGCCUGGAGGACCUGUGCUACUUUGGCUCCCAAAAUGGCAGCAGAUAUCUCCGGUCACAAGUACAAGUGCAAUCCGUUCGCCCUGGAAGUGCAAACCUGUGCUCAGUUCGAAGUCAAUCGUAUUUGUCCGGCAACAGUUUUCGAUGAUGAGGUUGCGGUCUGUCGAGAAGUGCGAUCUGGAAUACCGCAUUGCAUCCACAAAUGAACAGGAAUAUAUCAAUUGAUUUUUAUUUGAAUGCUUUGUGAAUAAAUUUAUUCCAUAGAAUACACCAUUAUAGGUUGUGGA
Molecule: messenger RNA, 623 nt
Organism: Uranotaenia lowii
Lineage: Eukaryota; Metazoa; Arthropoda; Insecta; Diptera; Culicidae
Exons: 4
Coding region: 18-542 (174 amino acids)
Molecular function (GO): odorant binding
Source: RefSeq, a predicted model, not a curated record